CCUUCCUCCCUGCAGAGGUCAGACCCGCAGCUGUUGGCCCAGUUCUACUAUGCCGACGAGGAGCUGAACCAGGUGGCCGCAGAGCUGGACAGCCUGGACGGGCGCAAGGACCCCCAGCGGUGCACUCUGCUCGUCAGCCAGUUUCGCUCCUGCCAGGACAACGUGUUAAACAUCAUCAGCCAGAUCAUGGAUGAGUGCAUCCCCCAGGACCGCGCCCCUCGGGAUUUCUGUGUCAAGUUCCCCGAGGAGAUCCGGCAUGACAACCUGGCUGGCCAGCUGUGGUUUGGUGCUGAGUGCCUGGCCGCGGGCUCCAGCAUCAUGAACCGAGAGCUGGAGAGCAUGGCCAUGCGGCCCCUGGCCAAGGCGCUGACCCGCAGCCUGGAGGACGUGCGGGGUGCCCUCCGCGACCAGGCGCUGCGCGACCUCAGCACCUACACCGAGAGGAUGCGGGAGGCCCUGCGGCAGUUCGACAUCCUCUUCGCAGAGUUUGAGCUCAGCUACGUCUCGGCCAUGGUGCCGGUGAAGUCUCCCAGGGAAUACUACGUGCAGCAGGAGGUCAUCGUGCUGUUCUGCGAGACCGUGGAGAGGGCCCUGGACUUCGGGUACCUGACCCAGGACAUGAUUGAUGACUACGAGCCGGCUCUCAUGUUCACCAUCCCCAGGCUGGCCAUCGUGUGCGGCCUCGUGGUCUAUGCAGAUGGGCCCCUGAACCUGGACCGCAAAGUGGAGGACAUGUCCGAGCUGUUCCGGCCUUUCCACACGCUGCUGCGGAAAAUAAGGGAUUUACUCCAGGCGCUGACGGAAGAGGAGCUGCACAGGCUGGAGCGGAGCCUCUGUGUCUCGCAGGACGCGGAGCUCCCGAUGCAGGCGGAUGCCCAGCCACCCACCGCCCUGGCACCCACCUUUCCAACGCCCCUCCCCCCCGAAGAGCUGCUCUCAGCCAAGGCCAAAGACCCGGAGGCCGAGCUAGCCUGCUCCAUGCAGUACGACGACCAGGAGCUGGAGGAGCUCAGCCGGAUGGUCCACAGGGCGGGCGACGAGAUGUCCUCUCUGCUGUCGCCGCCCAGUGCCUGCCAGUCCCCGGCCCGCAAGCUGGGGGCCGAGGGCAGCCCCCGCGGGGAGGGGUCUCCCGGCAGAGCGCCGCUGAAGGCAGGCAGCUUCGAGGAGGAGAGGGUGUUCUUCAUGGACGAUGUGGAGGUGGCGGAGGCCCCGGGUGACCCAUUUGAGUGGGCAGACGGCCCCCCAGCUGGCGCCCAGGAUAGCGGGCCCCGAGGCGGGGUGGGAGCCAACACUCCCACAGCGGGAAAGACGGAGGACUGGAGCAACAACAAUAACGAGGAGGAGGGCGAGAAGCGGGCGGCCGGCCUGGCGGGUACCUCCUCCUGCAGCUGCCUGGACGGCUGGGAGGCCAGCACCGAGGACGCCGAGACAGCCGAGCUGAUCGCUCACCGCACGGGUGGCAUGAAGCUCUCCGCCACCGUCAUCUUCAACCCCAAGUCUCCCGCUACGCUGGGCCCCGCCACGGUCCCCCAGGAAGUCCCCGGCCACGCCGCCUCCCCGCCGGAGCCCCGGGCCGAGGCCGAGGGGGGCCACGCGGCCUCCAGCUGCCUCCUCCACUCCUGCGUGUGCUGCCGUAGCUGCCCGGGUGGCCGGGAGGACGCGGUGGAGCCCCUGCGGGGCCUCCUGGACGCCCCUCACCCCUCCACCGGCUUAGCCAAGGCUGGUGACAAGCGUCCCGAGAGACUGGAUGACACCCCGCCAGCCCCCACGUCUCCUCGGCCCUCAGAAGAUGCCUCUGACGGGCGGGAAUGCGACGGUCCUGCCCCCACCAAGUGCCUCACACAUGCCUCAGGGCCCCAGGGGGCUGCAGCCCCCGGGCACAGAGGAGAGGGUCUGGCCACGAGCCAGCUGAAGGGGCCCGAGGCCCCAGAGGGGAGCCCCGGGCCUUCAGGAGGAGGAGACACAGCCCAGGCCCGGCCGCCUCACCCAGCAGGCUGCAGCAGCUCCACCCCCAGCUCCUGCUCCUCAGACAAGACGGGGCUGGAGGGCAGCCAGGCUGCCAUGCCUGUGACCCCCGCCGCCUCCAGAGAGAAGAUCCGGUCCAGGUUCCACGGCAGCCAGGACCUCAUCCACCGCCUGUUUGUCUGCAUUUCAGGUGUGGCUGACCAGCUGCAGACGAACUAUGCCAGUGACCUGAGAAGUAUUCUCAAAACGCUGUUUGAGGUCAUGGCCACCAAGCCAGAGGCAGAUGACAAGGACAAGCUAAAGAAGGUGUCCCAGAGCCUGCGGAGGGCAGCCCUGGAGGACUGCGCACUGUGCCAGGAGCCCCUCUCCUCCUCCGAGCUCGCCGCCAAGACCCGGGCCGGGGACUUGGAAGAUCCCCCUGAGUGGGUGCCAGACGAGGCCUGUGGCUUCUGCACGGCUUGCAAAGCGCCCUUCACAGUCAUCCGCAGGAAGCACCACUGCCGGAGCUGCGGGAAGAUCUUCUGCUCCCGCUGCUCGCCGCACUCAGCACCGCUGCCACGCUAUGGGCAGGUGAAGCCGGUCCGCGUGUGCACACACUGCUACGUGUUCCACGUCACCCCCUUCUACAGCGACAAGGCGGGCAUGUGACACCACACGGGACCCCAGCUGCU
This is a messenger RNA of Dipodomys ordii (Ord's kangaroo rat), 2636 nucleotides long. RefSeq names its product zinc finger, FYVE domain containing 28 (gene Zfyve28). Gene Ontology annotation, biological process: negative regulation of epidermal growth factor-activated receptor activity. The transcript is spliced from 12 exons. Gene Ontology annotation, molecular function: metal ion binding. Bases 187 to 2613 code for a protein of 808 amino acids. Lineage: Eukaryota; Metazoa; Chordata; Mammalia; Rodentia; Heteromyidae. Gene Ontology annotation, cellular component: early endosome membrane. The record is from RefSeq and is a predicted model, not a curated record.